AUGGCCCCCAGCAAGAUUCCCGGCCAAGACGGCACCCUAACGCAACCCCAAGCGACAAAACUAAUGUCCUUCUUCAUCAAAUCCCACGCCGCAUCCAUCCCCCCAACCAACUUCGACCGCGCAGUCUACGACAACCUCGAAGUGCUCUCCUGCACCCUCCUCGAACCCCGCAUCACAGCCAAAUCCCUCAUACGCAUCAAGGUCCCACCAAACUACUCUAACCAACAGGAAGGGAAGUUGCCGCGGACUACGCAUGGAGGGGCGAUACCGAUGUUCUUUGAUUUGCCUACUAGCAUUACGAUUGUAGCGUGUAAUUUCUCGGGGUGGGAGUCGACGGGCAUGACGCGGCGGUUGGAUGUGACGUAUCUUAAGCCGCCGGUGGAGGGUGAUGAUUUGAUUCUGGAGAGUGAGGUGCUGAGUAUUGGGAGGCGGUUAGCGACGAUUAGGGGCGUGUUGAAGAGGGAGAGGGGAUGGGGUUGUGUUGGCGAUUUGUCAGCAUGA
This is a messenger RNA of Fulvia fulva, 501 nucleotides long. RefSeq lists its product as uncharacterized. The transcript has 2 exons. Lineage: Eukaryota; Fungi; Ascomycota; Dothideomycetes; Mycosphaerellales; Mycosphaerellaceae. Gene Ontology annotation, molecular function: fatty acyl-CoA hydrolase activity. The coding region runs from base 1 to 501 and encodes 166 amino acids. The record is from RefSeq and is a predicted model, not a curated record.